AUGGUCGCAGACAUGGUUGAUCAUGAGCUUCCCUCCGACGCACUGCGACUCGCCACCGAAGACCAUGCGACAGGAAAAGUCGAAUCGCGAAAGUCUUCGUCACAAGACCAGAGUACAGCAGAGGACACAAAAAACCCCGAGGAGGAUGAAAGCAAAGGAGGUCUGGGAGUCUACUUUCGGAUCUUUGGAUUUGGUGACAGCCUCGACUACGUUCUAUAUGCCAUUGGAAUAUUAGGUGCUGUUGUAGUCGGCGCUGCCUUACCUCUAAUGACUCUGGUGUUUGGUUCGUCGACCAGUUCUUUCAAUGGCUACGCAGUCGGUCAAGGCAGCUCGAAUCAGUUCCGAAACAACAUCAACCAUUUGGUUCUCUACUUUGUGUAUCUGUUCGUUGGACGUUUUGUCAUCGGUUAUGUGGCAACUCUCUGCAUCUGCAUUGCCGCUGCAAGGACCACAAAUGCCCUGAGGAAGGCGUUCCUGGAAAGUCUGCUCAGGAAAGAGAUAUCCCACUCUGACUUGCAAGGCAAUGGAUCUGCCGCGACACAGGUCACUACGAACGGUCAUCGCAUCAAUCAAGGCAUUGCCGAAAAGCUGUUUUCACUAGUCAUGGGCAUCUCGUUGUUCUUCUCGUCGUACAUCGUUGCGCUUGCCAUACAGGCAAUCACGAACGCCUCAUCAGCUGCUGCAGAGCUUUUUGCCAUCAUCGACAAGCCGUCUGUGCUUGAUCCCCUCUCUCCCGAAGGUAAAACACCCGACACCUGUGUCGGAGAGAUCGAGAUUCGUGACCUGUCUUUCUCGUACCCUUCACGACCCACGGCGCCGGUGCUCCAGGAUCUUAGCUUGCGUAUACCAGCUGGUAAGACGACUGCCCUUGUUGGACCUAGCGGAUGUGGCAAAUCGACUCUGAUCGGGCUACUGGAACGAUGGUAUCAGCCAACCUCAGGCCAGAUCCUGCUGGAUGGUCACGAUAUCACUACGUUCAACACGAACUGGCUACGUACCCACAUCAGGCUCGUACAGCAAGAGCCAACACUGUUUCAAGGCACGGUGGUGUCCAAUGUCGCGAAAGGUCUAGUAGGAGAGCAAUUGAGUUUGACAGAGGAGCAGCAAAUGCAGCUUAUUCGGGAUGCUUGCGUGGCAGCAGAUGCACAUGACUUCAUUCAGAAGUUUCCUGAGGGCUAUGAUACACAGCUUGGAGAGCGAGCAAGUAUGCUGAGCGGCGGACAACGACAGAGAAUUUCCAUUGCGAGAAGCAUUGUGGCCGACCCGAAGAUCUUACUAUUUGAUGAAGCAACAAGCGCAUUGGACCCACGCGCAGAAAGGGUUGUUCAGGCUGCGCUCAAUCGCGUUUCUGUCAACAAGACAACACUAAUCAUCGCACACAAACUCGCGACGGUCAUGGCAGCCGACAAUAUUGCGGUUAUGACCAGUGGGAAAGUGGUCGAACAGGGCACACAUAGCGAACUACUCGAGCGAGAUGGUCUCUAUGCAGCUAUGGUUCGUGCACAAGAUCUGGGAGCUGGCACCACCGAGAAGGAGUCCAAUGUGCUAUCACAGAAGCCAGAGGGAGAUGGCAACCCUGAAAAGACGAACUUCAUGGUUGACGCAUCCUCAACUAAAGAAGACCGCCUGAAGUCGAGCACAACACCAUCAGAAUCAGACAAACUCGUUGCCGGUACUCUCAACUUUUCGCUGAUCAGAUGCAUUCUCAUUAUGCUCAAAGAGCAUCCAGAUUUGUAUCCGUGGUAUGUACUCAUCACAUUGGUCUACUUGACCGUUGGUGGUACCCAGCCAGCUCAAGCCAUCAUAUUCUCUCGUCUUAUCCGAGUUUUCACACUCGAAGGCUCGGAAGCCAAACGACAGGCCGAUUUCUUUGCCCUCAUGUUCUUCGUUCUGGCACUUGUGAAUCUUGUUGGUUAUUUCCUAAUUGGAGUAUCCUACAAUACGCUUGGUCAGAAACUCACUCAUCGCUAUCGUCGAGAAAUGGUCGAGCGUAUCAUCCACUUCGAUCAGGACUUCUUCGACCGGCCUGAGAACUCUUCUGGCGCGUUGACUGCCAAGUUGUCUUCGGUCCCGUCUUCGGUACAGGAGCUGAUGUCUGCUAACCUGGGUUUGAUGCUCAACGUCAUAGUCAACAUCAUAGCUACCAGUAUAGUAGCCAUUGCAUUUGGCUGGAAACUAGGUCUCACGCUAGUCUUUGCUGGACUUACUGUCAUUGUUGCUGGAGGAUACAUCCGCAUUCGACUGGACCAGAAGUUGGAAUCUUCGACAGAAGAGCAAUUUGCAAGCAGUGCUGGCUUGGCCUCUGAAGCCGUGUCCUCGAUAAGAACCGUCAGUUUCCUCGCACUCGAAAAGUCUGUGAUGCGCGAGUACAGCGAAACGUUAGAUGGUAUUGUCAACAAGGUCAUUCGAAGUCUGUACUCUACAACUCAAUUCUUCGUCAUCUUCUUGUGCGUCAUAUUCGGUGGCCAAGGAGCAGCUCAAUUCUUCGGCUACACAACUUCAAUCACAAAAGCACGAGGUGGUGUAAAUUACGUCCUCUGGCUUCGCACCAUCAAACCUCAAAUCUGCGAGACGGACGAAAACAAAGGCAAAGGACCGCAAGGAGACGCUGUGAAUAUGGAACUGGAGCAUGUUGAUUUCCAGUACAAGCAACGCAAUGUUGCAAAAGUUCUGAGCGAUAUCUCGAUGAAGAUCAGCGCGGGAACAUAUGCUGCAUUUGUCGGUCCCUCUGGUUGCGGCAAAAGUACUAUCGUAUCUCUUCUCGAGCGCUUUUAUGAUCCAACAUCGGGUCGCCUCACGCUAAAUGGCGAGGACAUCUCUCUCAUGUCUCCUAGACAGUAUCGAAGCUGCAUGUCGCUGGUCCAACAAGAACCGCCGUUAUACAUUGGCUCAGUGCGUCAGAAUAUCACAAUCGGACUAGACUACGAACCCUCGGAUGCAGAGAUUUUGGAGGCUUGUCGUCAAGCCAACGCUCUGGACUUUGUCACUUCAUUGCCAGAGGGACUUGCAACACCGUGUGGUUCUCGUGGUCUACAAUUCAGUGGAGGUCAGCGUCAACGUAUCGCUGUUGCCCGAGCACUGAUUCGCAAACCCUCCCUGCUGCUUCUCGAUGAAGCGACUUCCGCACUGGACACACAAAGCGAGCGUGUGGUGCAGAAGGCACUGGACGAAGCGGCUGCUGGCAGGACUACUAUUGCUGUUGCCCAUCGAUUGAGCACUAUCAGGCACGCUGAUGUCAUUUUUGUGAUUGAGGAUGGCAAGAUUGUGGAGAUGGGAACACAUGAGGAGUUGCAAGGAUUAAAAGGAAAGUAUCAUGCUAUGUGUCUAGCCCAGACUUUGGACCAAGCUUGA
Aureobasidium vineae is the source of this 3351-nucleotide messenger RNA. The record is from the annotation of a GenBank genome assembly. NCBI's taxonomy places the organism in Eukaryota, Fungi, Ascomycota, Dothideomycetes, Dothideales, Saccotheciaceae.